AUGGCGAGCGUCAACAUGGGGCCGAGGCUGCUGCUCGCCGCGCUGCUCGUCGCCGCCGAGGCGGCCGCCGUCCGCGGCUUGAACGGCGACGAGGACCAGAGCGUGGACACGGAGUGCAAGAUGAAAAGCGUCACCGUGUCGGCGCUGCCGUUUCUGCGGGAAAACGACCUUAGCAUCAUGCACAGCCCGUCGGCCUCCGAGCCCAAGCUGCUGUUCUCCGUCAGGAACGAUUUUCCCGGAGAGAUUGUGGUGGUCGACGACCUGGAGAACACCGAGCUCCCUUAUUUCGUGUUGGAGAUCUCUGGGAACUCGGAGGACAUUCCCCUGGUUCGCUGGAGGCAGCAGUGGCUAGAGAAUGGGACUCUGCUCUUCCACAUCCACCACCAGGAUGGCAGUGUAAACCUCCCUGGGAUGUCUCCAACCGAAGACCCUGCCAAUGAUUCUGCAGAGGAGGAGCUACGCAUCCUGCACAUCUCUGUCAUGGGUGGUAUGAUUGCUUUGUUGCUGUCCAUCCUGUGCCUGGUCCUCAUCCUCUACACCCGCAGGCGCUGGUGCAAGCGCCGUCGCGUCCCUCAACCCCAGAAGAGUGCCAGCGCUGAGGCCGCUAAUGAGAUCCACUACAUCCCAUCAGUGCUGAUGGGCGGCCAGGCCCGAGAGAGCCUGAGGAACUCUCGGGGCCAAGGGCCCAACUCCAGUGGCACCCUCAGCAUCCGAGAGACACCCAUCUUGGACGGGUACGAGUAUGACAUCACCGACCUUCGCCACCAUCUGCAGCGGGAGUGUAUGAACGGAGGCGAAGACUUUGCAAGCCAAGUCACCCGUACGCUGGAUUCCCUUCAGGGCUGUAAUGACAAGAACAACAUGGACCUCACACCUGUGAGCGACAACACCAAGCUGGCUCUGAUGAACAAGUACAAGGACAACAUAAUUGCCACGAGUCCCAUCGACAGUAACCACCAGCAGAACACCCUGCUCCCACACAACACCUCCACCAGCCAGCGCAAACGCCUCUCCAGCAACACCCGUGCGGGUUCAACUUUCUUGAACCCGGACGGGGACUCUGGGACGGAGGCAGACAGCGAGCCUCAGCUGGCCUUUUACACCGACCCAAACCGCAGUCGCCGCCGGAGCCGAGGUAUGAGAAAUGGUAACGCCAACAGCGCGUGGGGCUCAGGGGCAGGUUCCCCACGGAGCCCCAUCAAUAAGACCACCCUGACUCUGAUCAGCGUCAUCAGCUGUGUGGUUGGCCUGGUGUACUCCUCCCACCUUGCCUGCAACCUCGCCGUCCGGGUCAUCCUUCAUGUCCCAGAACACCUCAUCGCCGAUGGUUCACGGUUCAUCUUACUGCAGGGAAGCCAGUUAGAUGCCUCGGACUGGUUGAAUCCAGCUCAGGUGCUGUUGUACUACCAGCAGAACGCCAGCGGGCCCUGGGUCAACGAACUGUGCGGACGCCGCCUGUUGGACCCCUGUGAGCAUCAGUGCGACCCAGAGACAGGUGAAUGUCUUUGCCUGGAUGGCUAUAUGAAGGACCCAGUCCACAAGCACCUCUGCAUCCGCAAUGAGUGGGGGCCCAAUCAAGGACCCUGGCCUUACACCAUCUUCCAGCGUGGUUUUGAUCUUGUGAUGGGAGAACAACCCUCUGAUCGCAUUUUCAGGUUCACCUAUACUUUGGGCGAAGGAAUGUGGCUGCCAUUGAGCAAAAGCUUUGUCAUCCCCCCUGCCGAACUUGCCAUCAACCCCUCAGCCAAGUGCAAGACAGACAUGACAGUCAUGGAGGACGCCGUGGACGUACGAGAGGAGUUGAUGAUAAGUUCGUCCUUUGACAGUUUGGAGGUGCUCCUAGACUCCUUUGGGCCCGUCAGAGACUGCACUAAAGACAAUGGUGGCUGCAGCCGCAACUUCCGCUGCAUCUCCGACCGUAAGCUGGACUCAACCGGAUGUGUGUGUCCUCCAGGGCUGAGUCCCAUGAAGGACGGAACCGGAUGCUACGACCAUCACAUUGGCAUUGACUGCUCUGAUGGCUUCAAUGGGGGCUGCGAGCAGCUGUGUCUCCAGCAGCUGGCCCCUCUAGAGGAUGACCCAACACUCUACAACAUCCAGAUGUUCUGCGGUUGUAUUGAGGACUACAAGCGGGGGCCAGAUGGGAGGUCAUGCCAGCCUCUGUCAGAGGUCUGUACGGAGGGAGUUGACUGUGGGGAGACAGCGGACAUCCCAGCCAACCAGACUGUGUUUGGAGACCUGUUCUAUGGGUACAACAACCACACCAAAGAGACCACGUCCGGCCAAAUCCUCAAGGCCACAUUCAGGCAGAAGAACUUUGCCCGAGGCAUCGAGCAGCAGCUCCCAGAUGGCAUGGUGGUGGCGUCGGUGCCAACGGAGGUUCAGUGCCACGAGGAGCUGUCGGAACCUGUGCCCGACCCGGAGUACCUCACAGGUAUGGUGAAUUACAGUGAGGUUUCUGGCUACCCCCUUGUUCAGCAUUGGACUCUUCGCUCUGUACUGUACCAUGUCAGACUCAACCAGUGGGUUCUCUCACAAGCUUUCAGUUCAGCCAUCCAUUCACUGGACGGGGCGACGCAGCGCACUGACUUUGUCUCCAUCUUGAGGGAGUUUGGUAACCACUACGUGCAGGAGGCGGUGUAUGGCUUCCAGGAGGCAUGUACCAUCUGGUACCCCAAUAAACAGGUCCAAAGACAGCUGUGGCUGGAGUACCAGGACAUAAGCAAAGGUAACUCCCCCUCAGAAGAGUCGGAGGAGCGGGACAAGGAGCCACGAACGCUGACCUACCCAGCCUACAUCGCAAGUCUCCUGGACACAGGUGCCAAGCGCAAGGCAGCUGGGGUCCGUAUGGACUGCUCCAGCCAGGGGCAGUGCCCACGCUCCUGCCACCUGUGUCAUAUGAGCCCAGGGGCAUCUGGAGGACGCCAGCAGUCUGAGCCCGUCCUACUGCAGAUCACAAAGGCAGCGCCCAUCUACGAACUGGUGUCCAACAAUGAGACCUACCAGGCCCUUCAGGAAGCUAUGAUGAGUAUGUUGUGGUGUUCUGGGAAAGGGGAUGUCAUCGAUGACUGGUGCCGGUGUGAUUCCAGCGCCUUCGGGACAGACGGCCUGCCCACUUGCGCUCCUCUUUCCCGACCUAUGCUAAAACUGUCCCACACCUACGAGCCCAGCAGCUCCUUGGUCAUCAUGGAGUGGAACCACACUGAGCCACCGAUCGGGGUGCGGAUCGUCGAUUAUCUUAUCAGCCAAGAGAAGGUGACAGAGAGGACCGACCACUCCAAAGUUGAGACAGAGACCUUGCUGAGCUUUGUGGAUGACAUCCUGUCAGGGGCCAAGUCUCCCUGUGUGAUGCUGGGGGACGUCCCGGACCUUUUGACCUCUUCCAUCAGCAUGAUCGUCCGUUGUCUGGAGCCCGACACCACAUACAUGUUUCGGCUGUGGGCAGUAGACAACACCGGGCGCCGGUCCAGUCCCAGUGAGGUCACUAUAAAGACCCCAUGUCCCGCAGUUGAUGACGUCAAAGCCCAAGAGAUAGCUGACAAGAUCUACAACCUAUUCAAUGGCUACACCAGCGGUAAGGAGCAGCAGACUGCCUACAACACGCUGAUGGACCUGGGUGCUCCCACGCUGCACCGUGUCCUCUACCAUUACAACCAGCGUUACGAGAGCUUUGGCGAGUUCACCUGGAGGUGUGAGGACGAGCUCGGACCCAGGAAAGCUGGCCUCAUCCUUUCCCAGUUAGAUGAGCUUUCUAUUUGGUGCAAGGGUCUCCUCCAGGAGCCCAAGAUCGGCCUGCGCCGCAUGACGCUCAAGUUCCUGUCCUGCCGCUACACCGACACCAAGGCUUUCGGGCUGAACUGGGUGGACCUGGGCCAAGACCUACGCAAGGCCUGCGACGAGCAGAUGCUCACCGUCAUGUACAACGACUACGGCGAGCCCAAGGAGCUUUGA
Messenger RNA from Lampris incognitus (smalleye Pacific opah), 3951 nucleotides. RefSeq names its product astrotactin 1 (gene astn1). Gene Ontology annotation, molecular function: protein binding. The coding region runs from base 1 to 3951 and encodes 1316 amino acids. Gene Ontology annotation, biological process: neuron migration; neuron cell-cell adhesion. NCBI's taxonomy places the organism in Eukaryota, Metazoa, Chordata, Actinopteri, Lampriformes, Lampridae. The record is from RefSeq and is a predicted model, not a curated record. The transcript has 24 exons.